CCUUCGCCGUUUCUGUCGUCUCAUUUCUGUCCGUCACUUUCCGUCUUUGUCUGUACUUUUGCUUUCUUCUGUUUUUCGUGUGAUUGGGUUUUAUUUAUACGUUUUUUAAAAUUAGUUCUUCCUGAGUUUCUGUCUUUCCUUGUUGGCUUUUCUGUUAAGUUUGUGUCUUUCCUUCACUUCAGGUUUCUGCUGACAGCACUGGAGGCUAUUUUUUACUUUCUUAGGUCUAGAUUCUCUGCUUGUUUUCUUAAAGCCACUUAUUUCAUAUUCAUGGUGCUAUCUUCAGUUAUUUUUCUCUACGUAGCCCCUAAAGCUUAUCAGCUGCCGCUUUAUCUGCUUCUCCUCUUCACCUUAAAGGAACAUCCCUCUAUCUUCUUCUCUUCCUCUUGAACUUGACCUUGCUAGUAUCUGAUCUGCACCUCUGUGUGAUGGGAAACAAGGAGCUGUUUUCUCUCUUGAAGGGCUUUCUGGACUGCAUUUGUCUCCGCCUGUCACAGAGAAGCAUCAACAUUGAAGCUGAAAAUGAGCGGGACUCUAAAAAUGGCCACCUGAUAUACGACAGCGGGGACAUCCUGGAGGACAGAUAUGAGGUGCUUGACACGCUGGGAGAGGGAACCUUCGGGAAAGUGGUGCAGUGUCUGGAUCACAGCAGAGGAGGAAGACCAGUAGCUCUGAAGAUCAUCAAGAACUUGGAGAAAUACAGAGAAGCAGCCAAGCUGGAGAUAAACGUUCUGGAGAAAAUCCGGGCCAAAGAUCCUGAGAACAAGCAUAACUGCGUUCAGAUGCUCGACUGGUUUAACUUCUGCGGCCAUGUGUGCAUCUCAUUUGAGCUGCUGUCCCUCAGCACCUUCGACUUUUUGAAAUCAAACAACUUCCUGCCGUACCCCAUUAACCAGAUCCGACACAUGGCGAGCCAGAUCUGCCACGCUGUCAGCUUUCUCCAUGACAACAAGCUGACUCACACCGACCUGAAGCCUGAGAACAUCCUCUUCGUCAACUCCAACUACUCCCUCGUCUACAACGCUGAAAAGAAAUGUUGUGAACGGAGGAUAAGAGACACAACGGUGCGGCUGGUCGACUUCGGCAGCGCCACCUUUGAACAAGAACACCACUCUCUGGUCGUCUCCACUCGUCACUACCGAGCCCCAGAGGUCAUACUGGAGCUGGGUUGGAGUCACCCGUGUGACGUUUGGAGCAUCGGCUGCAUCCUGUUCGAAUACUACGAAGGCUUCACACUCUUCCAGACUCAUGACAAUAAAGAGCAUCUGGCGAUGAUGGAGAGAAUCCAGGGACCAAUUCCUCUGAGAAUGAUUCAGUGGAGCAGGAAGCGCAGGUAUUUCCAUCAAGGUCAUCUCGACUGGAAUGAAAGCUCCAAGGCCGGACGCUACGUUAAAUCUAAGUGUAAACCACUGAGGAACUACCUGUUAUCACACGGGAGAGAGCACCACCAGUUUUUUGAUCUCCUGGAGCGGAUGCUGGAGUACGACCCGGUGAAACGGAUCUCUCUCCCCGCCGCUCUGAACCAUCCCUUCUUCCUGCCGCCCAGUCAGUCUGCACGGACUCAGGCCUGGAGGAACAGCUGGGACAACAGCAAAUGACCCUUAAGAGCUUUUUAACGCUUCAUGGACCACAUGGAUGUGUUUACAGGUUUACAACAAAUUGUUCUUAACACUGUAUUCGUAUUGUAAAAGAGAGUAAAUGAGGGCUCACAGAUUAGGCAGAAGAUUAAUUUAUUUACAAAUGAAGAGGUGGAUGUUGUGCUGAGGAACGUUUAAAUUGGAGUGAGGCUGAGCUGGAUUGCAUCGACUGAACACUGAAGGUUUGAAACUGGUAAAUAUCUGAACAAAGCCUUCUUUAUUCCAAAGAAUACAAAUCCUCUUUAUUAGAUUUAUACUCAAACAAACUGUGAAGGAAGCUUUUAGCUUUACGGAUCCUGUUCUUCUUUUACUUUGCCUUAUUUGUUCCAUGUUGCAUCGUAAAAGUUUAAGCAGUUUUACUGUUAUUUAGAUGAGAUCCAGUGUCAAACACUAUAAAAAUGGACAAAAAUUAGAUAAACUGCUUAGAGAAAUGCAGCUAUUUAACAAAAGGGGAUUGGUUAUAAAGAGGUUUGCUUUCAUGCACUUAAACGGAGUUAAAUCAGGGAGAAAUAGGAGCAGUCUUCAGCUCACAUGUGGGAAGAAAAGGAAGUAUAAAAUGACAAAAUAUCACAAACUGUGUGACUAUAUUUACAUUUUAAAGCAAGAAAAUGCAAAACCUUAAAUUUAUGUUUACAUUCUGUCAUCUGACAAUAAUAACGUCUGUGUUUUUUUUAUUAUAAAUUUUGUAUGAACUGACAUUUGUGAUCGAAUAAUAAAUGAGUCUCCUGGCUCGAUGAUGAAUCCACUUCA
Molecule: messenger RNA, 2387 nt
Organism: Xiphophorus hellerii (green swordtail)
Lineage: Eukaryota; Metazoa; Chordata; Actinopteri; Cyprinodontiformes; Poeciliidae
Gene: clk2b
Product: CDC-like kinase 2b
Exons: 11
Coding region: 429-1598 (389 amino acids)
Biological process (GO): peptidyl-tyrosine phosphorylation; regulation of RNA splicing
Cellular component (GO): nucleus
Molecular function (GO): ATP binding; protein tyrosine kinase activity; protein serine/threonine kinase activity
Source: RefSeq, a predicted model, not a curated record